UAACCCGGGGUUUUGGAAUCUGUUAACUCUACUUUUGACAGAAAGAAAAAGCUAUAUUUGUUUUGGUUUAUUUGAAAGAUUUAUUCUUCGAAAAUUAAAUUCUUGUGGUAUACGUGAGUUUUGAUUAUUUUUAACCCGGCAAAAGCUAAGAACAUCAAUUCUGGAACAUACGCCGGAGAACACACCUUCAUUUCUUCCUCCGAAAAUUAAAAUACUUCAGUACUAGCGGAAUGCUAUCUUAUUUCCAUAUAAUAGUUUAGGUCAGUUUUCAACUUGUGUUGGAAUUAUGAGACGGUCUGCUGCCCCCAGCUUUCUGUCAGCUGCGAAGCGGCUGAAAUUUUUAUCACCUGUGAAUUCCGAACUCCAAAUAGACAAAGAAAAUGAUUUAUUUAACUUAUGGAAUUCUGAAUCGGACAACUCUAUUAAUUCUAUUGCGACAGAAACUACUCAACAACACCAAGAAAAAUCAUUGACAGCUUGUAAAGAAAAUGUUAGCCAUGUUGAACGUACACCUGAAGAACUACUUGAACUACUAUUAAAACCUGUUUGUCAAGAUCCAAAAAUGGAACAUGCAGAUGAACAAAUAAAAACAAAUUCUGCACAUUCUACCUUAGAUAUGCAGUUAAGAAAGCAACAAAAUUCUCCUACUCAUAACUCAGUACCUUUACAAAUGCUAAAACAGAAUGAGAAAAAAAAUGAAAAACAUGUAUUUAAUGAUUCAUCAGAUCAUUCAAACUCAGAUAAAGUAGAAUUGUACUAUAAUGUUUUAUGGUGUAAACGUUCUGCAAAAAAACAUAAAAUCUGGGAAGGUGAUGGGACAUUAAUAAUACGAGGUCGUAGUGCUGUGCUCAAAGAUUCAGAGGGUAAAAUUAUUGAUAGAGGUAUAGGAUACAAGAUAAAAGAAAUUGAAUCAUUAGAAGAUGGUAGCAAAUUCUUCAUUGGUGGCAAAGAAUGUGAGAUACAAUAUUUGAUGUCAGCAGAAGAAUGCAAGAACCUUAGAACACCAGAUGCUCCUGAAAAUAAUUUACCUGAAAAAUCUAAUGGCCCUAAACAAACAAAUAUAUUGAGAAAACUUCCCCGGCCUCCUUUAAAAUUCAUUACACCUCUUUGUAAAACUGAAAAUCAAACUGCCAUCUCAGACGAAGAUGAGUUCAUUUUGCCAUCUCCAACAGAAGAGCACCAAAAAAUGUAUAAUAAAAAUGGUUUACCUGUAACUACCAUAAAAAUAGACACAUUUUUAUCAAAAGAACUAAGGAUUCACCAGAAAGAAGGAAUUAUUUUUUUAUACAAAUGCAUCAUGGGUCUUCAGCAUGAAUAUGGACAAGGAGCAAUUCUAGCGGAUGAAAUGGGCUUAGGAAAGACUCUGCAAUGUAUUGCUCUAAUUUGGACAUUAUGCAAGCAAGGACCUUAUGGAAAAAGACCUAUUCUAAAACAAAUCAUUAUUAUUACACCUAGUAGUUUGGUAAUAAACUGGAAGAAGGAAUUCCAUAAAUGGCUCGGUGAAUCAAGACUUCCUAUUUAUGCUGUUGAUAAAAAGCAUACUGUAAAAGCCUUCAUAAAAGCUCCCAAAACUGUUCUUAUAAUUUCUUAUGAAAUGUUUUUACGAUCUGCUGAUUUGUUAUCACCAGUUUCAUUUGAUUUAGUGAUUUGUGAUGAAGGGCACAGAAUUAAAAAUCUUAAUAUCAAAAUUUCUAAUGUUAUAAACUGCUUAACAACAAAUAGAAGAAUUUUAUUGACUGGUACUCCAAUUCAAAACGAUUUAGCUGAAUUUUAUUCUAUUGUAGAUUUUGUUAAUCCAGGAGCUCUUGGUACUCUGCAAAGCUUCCGCAGAUCAUUUGAAAAACCAAUUUUGCAAUCUCGGGAGCAAGAAUGUUCUGAAGAAGAAAAAGAAAUUGGGGAACAAUGCAGUGAAGAAUUAAACAGAUUGUCAACAUUAUUCAUGCUUCGGCGAACUCAAGAAGUUAUAAAUCAGUAUCUUCCUUCAAAAACUGAAGUUGUAGCAUUUUGUCGUCCAACAGAACUUCAAAGGAAAUUAUACAACCACUUAUUGAAUACCGGGAGUUUAUGGAAAUUAUUGGCAUCUACUGGCUCUAUGGAUUCAUCUUUGCAUCUAAUAUACAUUUCUCUUUUAAGAAAACUAUGCAAUCAUCCAUCAUUGUUAUAUAAUAUUAAAAAUUUAGAUGAUCAUCAUAUUCUGAAUUGUAUUGAAUCAGUAUUUCCCAACAAUUAUCAGUCUUUACCAUCAGAUUCUGGAAAAAUGAAAGUUUUAGAAAAUAUGCUAAAAGCAUUCUUUUCCUAUCCAAAGAAAGAAAAAAUUGUCAUAGUUUCAGGAUUUACGAAGACUCUAAACAUUAUUGAAGAAUUGUGUAAAAGAAAAAAUUAUCUUUAUCUUAGACUGGAUGGAUCUACCAAUACUUCAUCAAGGCAGGAAUUAGUAGAUACUUUUAAUCGUUCAUAUACUAAAUAUCAUAUAUUUUUGCUGAGCUCAAAAGCAGGAGGUGUUGGCUUCAAUUUAAUUGGUGCAUCUCGAAUUGUGUUAUAUGAUAUUGACUGGAACCCAGCAAAUGAUUUGCAAGCUAUGGCACGUAUCUGGAGGGACGGACAAAAACAUUCGGUCUACAUUUAUAGAUUAAUUACAACUGGAACAAUUGAAGAAAAGAUUUAUCAGCGCCAAGUUUCAAAGCAAUGCCUCAGCGGAUCAGUACUUAACCCAAGCACAAAGGACAAACUAAAGUUUUCUCGUGAAGAAUUAAAAGAUUUAUUUACAUUUCAUGAAGAUAGUCAAUGCGUUACCCAUGACUUAAUAGAUUGUGAUUGUUUGAACUCUAAUGAACUGGAGGACUGUGGUCUUGAGAAGGAAAACUCACCCAAAUCUCUAUCUCAUAAUAUUGGAAUGGAAGAAUUAGUGAAUUGGCAACAUACAAAAGGGCCUAUAAAUAACAGCAAUGCAACAGAUUUUUUAUUAACUUCAAGCGGUGAUGACAUUACUUUUUUGUUCUCAAAUAUCAUAAACUCGCCAGUAAGUGUUUAAUAACAGCAAUGAUUGUAUGGUACUCAAAUAAGAUGAAUGUAUUUAUGUAAAUAAAUUAAUGCUCAAAUAAAUUUCAAACUUUUAUUUAAA
Molecule: messenger RNA, 3121 nt
Organism: Argiope bruennichi
Lineage: Eukaryota; Metazoa; Arthropoda; Arachnida; Araneae; Araneidae
Product: DNA repair and recombination protein RAD54B-like
Exons: 22
Coding region: 287-3031 (914 amino acids)
Biological process (GO): reciprocal meiotic recombination; double-strand break repair via homologous recombination
Cellular component (GO): nucleus
Molecular function (GO): ATP binding; DNA translocase activity; ATP-dependent chromatin remodeler activity
Source: RefSeq, a predicted model, not a curated record